Molecule: messenger RNA, 291 nt
Organism: Prunus armeniaca (apricot)
Lineage: Eukaryota; Viridiplantae; Streptophyta; Magnoliopsida; Rosales; Rosaceae
Source: the annotation of a GenBank genome assembly
AUGCUUAGGCAUAAUAAAGUGAAGCGUUUUAUACACCGCCCGUCGUGUACGGCGAAAGCCUCACCGCGUUCGAGUGUAAGAAUUCUGUUCUGUCUUGAUCGCCUUGACUGCGACUCGCUACGCCUUUUCGGUGAAAUGCUCCGUGUGGCAUGUGGAAGCCUCGCAGAAAGGCGUGCAUUUUUCGGUGAAAUUCUCUGGUGGCGUGUGGAAGCCAACUCCCAGAAAGGCUCGCCUCAUGCGCCCCGUACACUGGUUGGAGUUUUUUGGCGCUUGAGAGGGCAGAUAUGUUAG